GGCUGCCUUGAAGGGCCCUAGAGGCGAGUGGAGGCAGCUGAGAGUUUGGAGGCGGCUGCGGCGCUAGGAUGAACGCCCCUCCUGCUUUCGAGUCGUUCUUGUUGUUCGAAGGCGAGAAGAAGAUCACCAUUAACAAGGACACCAAGGUACCCAAUGCCUGUUUGUUCACCAUCAACAAAGAAGAUCAUACACUAGGAAACAUUAUUAAAUCACAGCUGCUGAAGGACCCACAGGUGCUGUUUGCUGGCUACAAAGUCCCCCACCCCUUGGAGCACAAGAUCAUCAUCCGUGUGCAAACCACACCAGACUACAGCCCCCAGGAGGCCUUCACCAAUGCCAUCACAGACCUCAUUAGCGAACUCUCCCUGCUGGAAGAGCGAUUCCGGGUGGCCAUCAAAGAUAAGCAAGAAGGAAUUGAAUAGUGGGCUGGAAGCAUUCUUGUUCCAGUUCCUACCCUGCAGUGGGCCCUUGUCCAGGCACCAAAAGGAAAAGAACAGCUUCUCCCAGCCAUGGGCCUCCUUGGAAAUAUCCCAGAGAGCCCCUCACCCCCGACACCGAUGUGUCCUGUACUACAUCGAUUCUGUUUCAUCUUCCUAAUAAAGUAUGGCAGGAAAAGAC
Messenger RNA from Molossus molossus (Pallas's mastiff bat), 618 nucleotides. RefSeq names its product RNA polymerase II subunit J (gene POLR2J). The record is from RefSeq and is a predicted model, not a curated record. Gene Ontology annotation, molecular function: protein dimerization activity; DNA binding. Bases 69 to 422 code for a protein of 117 amino acids. The transcript has 4 exons. Gene Ontology annotation, cellular component: RNA polymerase II, core complex. Gene Ontology annotation, biological process: transcription by RNA polymerase II. Lineage: Eukaryota; Metazoa; Chordata; Mammalia; Chiroptera; Molossidae.